Messenger RNA from Vanderwaltozyma polyspora DSM 70294, 1668 nucleotides. It is a transcript of the gene ALG12, whose product is annotated as dolichyl-P-Man:Man(7)GlcNAc(2)-PP-dolichol alpha-1,6-mannosyltransferase. The record is from RefSeq and is a predicted model, not a curated record. The transcript has a single exon. Gene Ontology annotation, molecular function: alpha-1,6-mannosyltransferase activity. Gene Ontology annotation, biological process: protein N-linked glycosylation. Gene Ontology annotation, cellular component: endoplasmic reticulum membrane. Lineage: Eukaryota; Fungi; Ascomycota; Saccharomycetes; Saccharomycetales; Saccharomycetaceae. Bases 1 to 1668 code for a protein of 555 amino acids.
AUGAGUUGGUCCUAUAUUGAUUCCGUAGUCAUCGUUGCUAUUUCAUUUUAUUUAAUACAAGCACCUUAUACAAAGGUUGAAGAAAGUUUCUCUAUCCAAGCUAUACAUGAUAUUUUAACUUAUGGUAUCUUUGAUUUGAGUAAAUAUGAUCAUUUCAAGUUUCCUGGUGCUGUGCAGAGGUCUUUUGUUGGUCCUUUAAUUAUUGCUUAUUUGACUAAACCUUUUGUAUUCGUUUCAACGAUUGCUAAUGGUGGUACUAAACCACCAACUGAUUUUGAAACACAGCUGUUAGUGAGAUGUAUCAUUGGAUUGACUAAUGCCAUUGCUUUAGUCUAUUUAAAGUCCUGUGCUGAAGCUAUGUUUAGGGAUAAAGAAGAAGAAGAUUCGAAACAAAGAAGGACCACCGUUUAUAUUUCAAACUCUUUGGGUGUAUGGUUUAUAGUCUUUAUCUCUACUGGUUUUCAUUUGAUGUACUACAGUUCAAGACCAUUGCCAAACUUUAUCUUGACAUUGCCUUUAACCAAUGUCGUAAUUUCGUGGAUUUUGUUAGGUAACUAUAAGUGGGCAAUUAGUCUAUGUGCCUUUGUUUCAGUAAUCUUCAGAAGUGAGGUUGGUGCUAUGGGUGUUGGAUUAGCUUUAUUCUCUAUCAUCUAUAGAAAGGUGUCAUUGUUUAAUGCUGCCAAGUUUGGUUCAAUGGGUUUUUUCAUUGGUAUAGGUAUUUCAUUAUACGUUGAUUCAUAUUUCUGGAAAGAAUGGUGUGUUCCUGAAAUUGAUUCAUUUAUAUUCAAUGUAAUUAAUGGACAGGCAUCCAAAUGGGGUACAGAACCAUAUUUUGCAUACUUGACUCAUUAUUUGAGAAUGUUAUAUCUACCACCAACAAUUUUGUUUUUAAAUUUGUUAGGUUUUAAAUUGGCUCCUGAUAUCCUAAAGGUUAUUAUUUUAUCUGCUUACUUCCAUAUUUUAGCUCUUUCAAUUCAACCACAUAAAGAAUGGAGAUUUAUCAUAUAUGCAAUUCCUCCAAUUACUUUAUCAGGUAGUGUUGCUGCUGCUUAUUUAUGGGAAAAUAUCAGUAUUACUUCUAUUCCAAAAUUAAUAUUUAUGACUCUAUUGCCAUUAUCACCAGUACUAUCAUUCUUCGUAUCAGUGAUGUUCUUAUUUGUUUCAAAAAUGAACUAUCCUGGUGGGGAGGCCUUGGCGACAUUUAAUUCAAUGAUUAUAAACAAUAACAUUACAAAUGUAUCUGUUCAUUUGAGUGUUCCUGCUUGUAUGACUGGUGUCACAUUAUUUGGAGAACUAGAUAAAUCAGUUUAUGGAGUAACUUAUGAUAAAUCAGAAACAGUCCAGGAACUAGAGGAACUAUGGCCAUCGUUUGAUUAUUUAAUCACUACUGAAAAAUCACCGUCAAUGUUUGUUUUCAAUAAAACAGAAGAACAUUGGGAACUGGUUGAAACAACAACGAUGUUUGGUGGUAUCGAUCUAAAGUUCAUAAUCAAUACCUUCUCAAGAGAGGGAUUAUAUUUAGCAGAUCUUCUAAAGGAAUGGUUCAUUAACAAAGAUAAUAGUAAGAAUUUCUCUGCAUUUAUGGCAAAUAUGAUUAAAUAUGAUGAUUUCCUUUAUACUUAUAAAAGAGUACCUCUAAAGGAUCAGAAUAACAAAAUUGAAUCAUGA